This is a messenger RNA of Caenorhabditis sp. 36 PRJEB53466, 1121 nucleotides long. The record is from the annotation of a GenBank genome assembly. Lineage: Eukaryota; Metazoa; Nematoda; Chromadorea; Rhabditida; Rhabditidae.
AUGCCGAAGGAAAAAAGUGAGGUUCGCAUUCAGAAUCUAAAGAAAAGAAACGAUUUAGGCGAUGGUUAUGAACGGCUCACCGAUAUUGCGGUGGGAAUGAAAAACGAGGGGGUUCAAGUGAGCACUGUGCUCCAGAAUGUCAUCGAACAGUACAUCGCGCUGAAGAACGUCUUCUCUGAAUACUACCAGGAAAACUUGAAAAGAUGGCCGCAGCACGUCGAGCGCAUCUGCAAUGAUUUUGUGAAUUCGGCGGUGAGAAGUCAGCGAAAGUAUUCAAAAACUGUUCUGUUCAGGAAAAUGUGAAAGACAAUGCGAAUCAUGUUGCCGAUCUGUUGACGGACAUGUCACAACCGGCCAUCUCCUCAGUGUCACUCAUCUCAAAGGUACCGUUUCCCGUCCGAUGUGAGCCCAAAACUGAUCUUCCAGUUGUUCGCCAACUCGGUCGUCCUCCUGCUCACCGCCUCCUUCUCCUCUUUCAUCGGCGCCUACAUCUUCGCUCCGUUCUUCAAUCUCAUCUUCUUGAGAUUCGGAGCAAUUCUUAUCGCCACUUUCCUCAUUCCUCUCAUGGCUCGCUACUUUUUCUACAAUAUGAAAGUUCGCUCGUUGAGUGAGAACAAGAAACGGAUUGUGUGUGCUACGUUCAUCUUUGAGCAGUCCGUCCUCAUCGGAUUCAUCAAUCAGGCGAACUGGCUGGACACCCCACUCACCAUCGUUGCUCCGAUUGUGAAAAAAAGAAAGUUGCAUUGGAGGUCCUCUUUCAUUUCAGGUCGCUUCAUUUGUCUAUCCGUUGGCACACGCACACACAAUCGAAAGAAACAAGAUGGUCGGGCUGUAGCCGGAGCUUCGAUGCUUCUUCAGUUGGCUCUGGGGGCCCUCGCACUCCAUCUCAGCUCCGGAUUCUUCGUCGUUGCAUCCCUCUACACUCUGCUCACUGUCGCCGUCGUUCAACUUGCCAUCGCGGUAAAAAUACAUUCAGAAACAGCCCAAGAAGUGUUUUUCAGUACUGUGAUCAUCCGGAGUUCGAGGAAAUGCACUUGACAAUGCAAUACGUUCUCGGUAUUUCGCUCGUCAAAAUGUAUUCUCUGAUGGCCUUUGGAACGGAAGAGACUUUCACCAAGUAG